AUCCUGCAAACAAACAGCCCGAGUUGCACAGGAAUCUCUCUCUUUCAGUUUCACUUCGCAAUCUUCAUCUUUCACUGUUCAGGGAGGCUUGGACUUGACAGAGCGUUGUGGAGCCCUACAUUCCGACGCCAUUCUUCGUUUAAGUUCAGCAGCCAUGGCUGCUACUGCAACUUUUGCCCGUAGUGUGUUGUCGCAGUUUGUUGGCACGUCUGUUUCCACAGCAGCCAAGACAGUGUCCACCCGGGCAAUCUCUGCCUUCCCUAGGCAGGGGGUCAGGGCAGCUCCUCUUGGUCUAAGCCUGGAGCUGCCGUUCGCCGCUGGACAGCUGAGGCCUGCCGUUCUCUCCAGAAACUUCUCUCAAGUAAAGGCAGCCGCUCUGGAUGAGGAAUUUAGUGUGGGAACAGCAGAGGAGGCUGAUGCUGGCUUCGAUGCCGCACCCCCCGCUCCCGCUGCACCACCUCAGGGAACAAAGCUGUAUGUUGGCAACCUGCCCUGGAGUGUCGAUAGCGAGAGCCUGGCAGAACAUUUCCAGCAGGUUGGGAAUGUGGAUAUGGUUGAGGUCAUCUAUGACAGAGAAACCGGCAGGAGCAGAGGGUUUGCUUUCGUGACUUUCGCCACACAGGCUGAGGCAAAUGCUGCCAUUGAGCAGCUAGAUGGCACAGACUUGGGUGGCCGCUCCCUCAGAGUGAACUAUCCCAACCCUACCGGCACAAGGACUGAGAGGACUGAGAGGCCCCCCAGGCCCGCUGGUGCUGGUGGCGCCGGGGGCAGGAGGAACGACCCUAACAAGCUGUACGUUGGGAACCUGUCAUGGGGAAUGGACGACUUGGGCCUUGAGGAGCUUUUCGCAGAGUUCGGGGCUGUUAGUGACGCAAAGGUUGUCACAGACAGGGAUACGGGACGGUCAAGAGGGUUUGGUUUCGUCACCAUGUCAUCGGGUCAGGAGGUGAAGGAGGCUAUCACAGCACUUGACGGAGUGGAAGUGGACGGCCGUAUUCUUAGGGUGAACCAAGCUAACCAGGAGGGCGCCGGCGGUGGUGGCGGCCGUGGUGGCGGCGGCGGUUUCGGAGGUGGCCGCAGAGAAGGGGGCUAUGGAGGCGGCGGCGGUGGCGGUGGCGGCUAUGGGAGCAAUGACGGGUGGUAGGGGAUGAGAGCAAGGUCUAGAGCUUGGGGAAUCGUGACAUUUGUGUUCAGUAGACAUUUCGGAAGGUUCUGUUCCUGUCCACAUAGGUUUUGGUUACUCCUACGGGUUGGGUCUCACAAACGAGUGUUCUUAUCAGGAUAGGAAAUGUCUUUGCGCUCUGCUCUACAAGCAUAUGGAGCAUCUGAAAGCCUGCAGACUUGGGACAUGGUCUCCCGGGCUGCUGGUUGCUGCUCUUCCUCGCAGAGGGCCUUCCGAAGUGAGGUAUGAUACUGCGAUCAGCGUACAAAUCAGACAAGCGGCCUUUGGUUGUCACAAACAUUCAUUUCAGUAUCUUUCAAACCGAACGGUGUACACUGCAUCGACCCAGCUCAAGGUUGUUCAAUGAGCGGAAGUUUGACAUUUGAUCUGUUUAAAGUAAUUUGCGAUGACAAGCAAACUUAUUGGCAAAGAGCAGGCCCAUCCCCUCGCUUUGCGAGGAACUGACGCUCUGAUGUGUAUACGGUCCACUUGCGCACUGAAUAUGAUUAUUGUACUU
This is a messenger RNA of Klebsormidium nitens, 1679 nucleotides long. Lineage: Eukaryota; Viridiplantae; Streptophyta; Klebsormidiophyceae; Klebsormidiales; Klebsormidiaceae. The record is from the annotation of a GenBank genome assembly.